Molecule: messenger RNA, 1329 nt
Organism: Mesorhabditis spiculigera
Lineage: Eukaryota; Metazoa; Nematoda; Chromadorea; Rhabditida; Rhabditidae
Source: the annotation of a GenBank genome assembly
AUGCCGGUAUUCCGCUCGGCCCUCCUCCUGCUCGCAGGGCCCCUGCUCGUCUACGGGCAACAAUACUACUACCCCCAGUAUUACCCACAAUAUCAGCCACAAUAUCUACCUCAGCAAUAUCAACAAUUCCCACAACAGCAAUGGGUCUACCAACAACAGCAGCCGGUCAACCAUCAACCGACCGCCCAGCAAUUCGCACAACCGCCCCAAUCCCAGCAAAUGCCACAACAGCCCCGGCCACCCCCAGCGCCCGAGAAUUUCCAGUAUUUAUCAGAGGAUGACCCCAGCAAGAAAGCGCGUCGUUUUAUCGCUUCUUAUUGGGACCCGCAACGGCAGCAGACCGUUUAUUAUGAGCGAAACGACCCUGUGCCAAACUUCCAGGCUCGUCCACAAUUUCCCCAACAAUUCCAACAGGCACCCGAGCCGGCGCAGACGCCUCGAUUGCCAUUCUUGAGCCAGCAGCCGCCCCCUCAGCGAAUUCUUGACCCUCGCCUCGGACAGGCACCACCGCCACCACCACCUCAGGCCUUCCAACCCCAACAACCAGCCACCCACACCCAAGCAUUCAGAGAGCAACAAGCCCCGGCCGCGCCACGAAGAACCAUCCUUGGUCAGGGGACCCCGCGUGCGCCGCCACCGCCCGGCAAAUUUUCCCCAUAUCCGCAGGAUCUGUUCAACCCCCUAGACGCAAAGGUUGCUCGACCGACGCCACCAGAAAUUCUAGUCGUCGGCGGUUCCCAGAAGGUCGAGCAUUCGCUCAUCGAAGAAGUGCCAGCUCAGACGUUAAACAACCAGCGGAAGCCGCAGCCUCCGACUCAUUUUGAACAGCCGAAGCCGAUCAGACCAGAGACUCCGGUCCGAGCUCCCGCACCCAAGAACCGAAGGCCCGUGCAGCAACCGGCGAGGAGCCAUUUGGUCCCGGCGCCGCGCGUCGAGCUAUCAGAGGAAAUUGGAGAGGACGCCAACGCGAUAUUUUUGACGUGCUGUAAGAAGCGAAAUGUCGCGAAGAAAUGCGAGUCCAGAUGCGAUUUUGAUGUGAUGAAUAAGAAAAUGCUUACAGCAAUGUUCCUCGGAACUGACCCUUGCCCUCAAGCAUACGGUCGCGAUCUGCUAACGUGCGCCGCCCAAGAUCUCGACCAUUCGCAGUGUUGCAUUGAGAAGGGUGUCCAUGAGACGUCCGCAGGCAAUAAAUGCCUCGGCUUUUGCAAUAUGACGCCGGGAACAACAUUCCAAGCCGACGUUUCCAUGCUUCCAUGCUGGGCAGUUCUCAACGAUAUCAAGAGCUGCUUCCGCAGUCACAUUGAAGAUAAUAUGUUGUCACGGGUCGUU